This is a messenger RNA of Perognathus longimembris pacificus (Pacific pocket mouse), 609 nucleotides long. Its product is annotated as collagen alpha-1(XIX) chain-like. Lineage: Eukaryota; Metazoa; Chordata; Mammalia; Rodentia; Heteromyidae. The coding region runs from base 51 to 389 and encodes 112 amino acids. The transcript has 4 exons. The record is from RefSeq and is a predicted model, not a curated record.
AAAUAAAAAAGUAUAUCCAUCAAGAGGUCCUAAGGAUUUUUGAAGAGAGGAUGGCUGUGAUCCUGUCCCAGCUCAAGCUGCCAGCAGCCAUGUUGGCUGCACAGGCCCAUGGGAGGCCGGGGCCUCCAGGGAAGGAUGGACUGCCCGGGCCCCCAGGAGACCCCGGGCCCCAAGGCUACCGAGGACAGAAGGGCGAACGAGGUGAACCUGGCAUUGGGCUGCCAGGGAGCCCCGGUCUUCCGGGGUCCUCAGCUCUGAGUCAGCCAGGUUCACCAGGUGUCCCAGGCCCCCAGGGCCCACCAGGCCCCAGUGGGCGAUGUAACCCAGAAGACUGCCUCUACCCUGCUCUGCUGACCCAGCAGGGACAGGCGGGACAUGGUCACACCUAAGCAAGACUCCGUUCCUGCAGGACAACCUGGCCUUCUGAGCGGUGGCAAAGCCGUGAAACUCUCAUCAUUUGCAAGCUGCUUUUCUUUUCUUCUUCUUUUUUUAACGUGUGUAACCCAACCUCAAAAGCCACAAUUUGAGUCUUACUCCUAUAGCAAUUUCAAAUCAAUAUUAUUAGAUUUCCCCAAAUUCAUUCCAUAUGUUUUGCUUUAUUAUUUCUAU